Lytechinus pictus (painted urchin) is the source of this 2652-nucleotide messenger RNA. RefSeq names its product creatinase-like. The coding region runs from base 558 to 1904 and encodes 448 amino acids. The transcript is spliced from 7 exons. The record is from RefSeq and is a predicted model, not a curated record. Lineage: Eukaryota; Metazoa; Echinodermata; Echinoidea; Temnopleuroida; Toxopneustidae.
UCUCUCGCUCAGCAAGUUUUGUAUGUGCUAGUCUUUGCGUGGAGGCGCACUUGUUGAUCAAAGUUCCAAUCAGGGUCUGUGCCUUCAGACUAGAGUGACCCUCCGAACAAGAAUGUGCCAGUUAUUGGUCAACGUGCGUGAUGCAUAUUCACGAUAGUGAACUGUAUCUAUAUUGAUAGAUAAACGAUGUUGAUCUGUGGCCGUACAUCUCAUGCACGGAUCUUUUCAAGCCAAGCACUGAUUACUACGAUUUAAUGAACGAUUCUUAAGGAGAAAUCCCAGAAGAAAUUAACCCUGGAACGCAACAUAAUCAUAAAGGUCUAUACAUUUCUCUCAGGACAACAGAUCACCGAGAAAAGGGAAAAACUUUACUGAAAUGAGAUAAAUGCACCGUAUUUGGUAUUCAACUUCGCAAAACCUCGAGGAGAUUGUUAUUCCUAUCGAGAUACCAAAGUACUUGAAGUGAAAUCAACCAACUGGUCGUUAUUGAAAGACAAAAAAAUCACAUUGGCCAUUGUCUUCAUAGACUAAAAAGGAGCCUUCGGGAAUAAGGAGCUAUGUUUGUUCAUGUCGCGAGAACAGUCAGCUCGGUGGUUCGAGCUCCUGGACGAAUACCCCCUCUAAUCUCACCAUGGAGUUCGGCUAGAUACCAUUCGAGAAUAGCAACAAUAAGUUCUUCCGUAGACAUGCAAAAGCUGAUGACGUAUGAAAAUGGAGAAAAGGGCAAAUCUAUCUUCACACGAAAAGAGAUGCAACGGCGAGUCGACGCCCUACGGAGUCAUAUGCUCGACAACGAGAUCGGCGGCGUACUUCUGACAUCGAUGCACAACAUCAAAUACUUCUCCGACUACCUUUAUUGCAGCGUGGGUCGCCCCUACGGGCUCGUCAUCACCAUGGACAAGGUGAUCAAUAUCGCAUCUCUCGUCGACGCUGGCCAGGCCUGGCGGAUGUCACCUUAUAGCGACGACGUGGUCAUCUACACCGACUGGCAUCGGGACAACUUUUGGAGCGCGGUUGAGCACCUUCUCGGCAACACUUCGGGGAAGAUCGGAGCCGAAUUUGACCAUAUACCUCAUGCAGGGAAACUGAAGUUAGGACAAGCCUCAUCUCGAGACGACAUCGUCGAUGUCGGUAUACCCAUCAUGCAGAUGCGGAUCAUCAAAUCACCUGAAGAAAUAGCUGUUGUAAAAGAAGGAGCCCGCAUCGCAGACCUGGGCGGAGAAGCUGUGGCGUCUGCGAGCGUAGAGGGCGCUGCUGAAUACGAAAUCGCCCAGCAUGCGACGACCGUCAUGAUGCGAGAGGUGGCGAAAACGUUCCCAUACUCAGAUAUUCGAGACACAUGGUCAUGGGUUCAGACUGGGCCAAUCAACACAGACGGUGCACACAAUGCAACCACGACACGAACACUCAUCAACGGCGACAUCAUCGUCCUCAACGUCUUCCCUAUGAUCGCCGGAUACUUCUCAGCAUUGGAAAGAACCCUGUUCCUAAACCACGUACCUUCAGACCGCCAUCUUGAAGUAUGGCAGGUAAACUGCGAUGUUCACCGGCGCGGUAUGGAGCUCGUCAAACCCGGUGUCAAGUGCUGCGACAUUGCGCUGGAGUUGAAUGAGAUGUACCGGGAGAAGAACCUGCUUCAGUACCGGAACUUUGGCUAUGGACACUCAUUCGGGGUUCUGUCUCAUUACUACGGGCGCGAAGCUGCACUCGAACUGAGAGAAGACAUCGAGACUGUGUUACAACCCGGCAUGGUACUGUCCAUGGAACCACAUCUCACAAUACCCGACGGGCAGCCUGGCACUGGAGGCUACAGGGAACACGAUAUCAUGGUUGUGACAGAAGAGGGCGCUAGCUCGAUAACCAAAUUUCCGUAUGGACCAGAAUAUAACAUCAUCCACAAAUGAUGACUUAAUCAUGAAUGUAAUUAAACUUUUAUCAAACGAUCAAUCAAUGUAGCAAUUCCAGUUUAAAUUGCAAUGAUCCUGAUUAAACUACUUAAAGGUUCUUAAAGGAUUUGGAAGAAUUAUCUCGGCAAGCCAGAUAUUGGCUGUUUUGGUGUGUAAUUUUCCACAGCAAGGUCAGAUCAUCUACUGACAUAUGUAUUAAAGGUUUAUGUAAUUGUAUACUCUUCUUUAUUGUAUAUACAUCUAGGCCUAGGUAAAAGGAUGUGAAUUUAGUGGGUGUCGUUUUUGUGUGUGAUUAAUUUUGUUUAAUAUUAUGCAACAGUACUGUAGAACCCCGGGGACACCUAUGAUAGAUAUAUCCGUAUGUGCAUGGGACCGCGUUCCCAAGAAAAUUAUUUUCAACCUUUUUCAUCGGCCAGCCCGUUCUCCCUCUAUCCUAAGUUCCUCUUUUCAGACGUCAUUGAUCGAAUACCCCCAUUCCAUGUUCAAUUCCAGUUCCCAAAUCACACAAGAGGGCCAUUUAGUUCUUAAGCUCAUCAUUUCUAAGCAACUUCAAGUUAUGGUUUCAGAUUUUGGGGGCACACCCCCUCCCCUUUCCAAGUCAGAGUGCCCCUCCCCUUUCCGGUGUCGAGAAAGUGUUCAGAUUCAUUGUGCCAUCGUAUUACAACCUGUUUUAUAUUGAAAACGAAAGAAAUAUACGUAUAAUAAAUAUACUUGUGUAUUUUUUUUCUUUUGGAAAACACGUUAA